AUGUCAGACGCUGUCACGCGUUUGCUCGUUGAGACCGGACUUCGAGCGAAGAUGGCAAGCCCUCCCACGCGCUUCCUCGUGUCGCUCGACGCCUACAUCACGCCGCCCGGCUGCCUCGACAGCGGCCGGCGCGACGGCUCAGUGCGACUCGUCGUCUUCAAACGGGCGAGGACCGGGUCCACCUGGCUUCGCAAGGAGCUCCAGUCCGUGCCCGGCGUCCAGCUCGAGUUCGAGCCGUUCACCGACGGCCGGCCGGCGCAGCACUGUCCGCCUGCGUUCUUCACUGCGGCGCUGACGAUGGCCACUCACCGGCGGCUCCGCUGCGUCGCUGCGAGGGACCGUGAGCGGAGCUGCUACUGGCGGCGACACUGCAACGCGAGUCUGCUGCCGCCGUGGCGAGGCCGCGAGCGGCCACUCGUCGCGGGCGUCGUGCUCAACCCAGCCUACGCGCCGGGCGCAGACUGGGACGCCAUCGCGAGAGGCGCGACGAUCGGCGGCCCUCCGCUGCGCACGGUUUGGCUCUGCCGCACAAACCUGAUCAAGAUGGCGAUGAGCGACCUCCGCCGCCUCGCCAAGCGGCGGCUGCGCGCCGCCACCGCGUCCGGCCCGCCCCUCGACUCGCCGGCCGCCUCCUCCUCGCUAGACUCCUCCUCGCUCCUCAACGGAACUGUGGCACCUGCUGCUUUGCUCGCCAAGGCCGCCGAGGCGCUCUCGCGGCAGACGGUGCUUCACGGCCCGUGGGCGUCGCUCGGCGCGGGCGGGAGGCCGAGCGGGAUGGUGCUGCUCUACGAGGACCUGCAGCGGCAGCGGCUCCUCGCGCUCCGGUCCGUGUUGACCUACCUCGGCGUCGCCUCCGAGCCGGGCCCUGCCCGCGAGCUGGAGCGGCAGGCGGCGCUGGAGGCGCGCGCGGCCGAGGACGCGGCGACCGCCACUAAUUGA
This is a messenger RNA of Emiliania huxleyi CCMP1516, 939 nucleotides long. RefSeq lists its product as hypothetical. The transcript has 5 exons. NCBI's taxonomy places the organism in Eukaryota, Haptophyta, Isochrysidales, Noelaerhabdaceae. Bases 1 to 939 code for a protein of 312 amino acids. The record is from RefSeq and is a predicted model, not a curated record.